UUCGGUCGUUAAAAUGAUGUUCGUAAAUCAUCUGCUUUUGUGUUUGAUUUCUAUUAGAUCACUAAAGUGUUCAACUGUUUUACUUGUAACUGUCCGAAAAUGUGUAAAUAAAAUAUACGAUUAAAAUAUUAACAGUAUUGUAUUAUAAUUUGUUUUAAAUGGAAUUAAAAUUGGUGUAACCUUACAGAUAAAAUACAAUUAAUACUGUUAAACAAUGGAUUUAAAACAAGGUUCAAGUACUGAUUGGUGUCCUGACGAUUUUGACCAAGAUGAUGAUAUCAAUAGACCAGGCCCUUCUGGAAUGAAACACAACUCUGGUCAUUUUCUGAUUGGUGGUAUGAAGUUUAAAAAUAUCGACUUCAUUAAAGAUACAUUUACAGAUGAUAAUAUUGUAUUAACGGAUACCAACGGUCGUCCAUUUGAUGUAUUAACCAACAAUGAUAUGCAUUCCAUGACAGUUCUUGGCAACCAAGCUACUGAUUUUGGAAUGACCAAACACUCACAAACUGUAAUGCUACCAGAAUACAACAGCAUGACAGAAGUAGGGACUAUGGUAUCAAUGCCAGAACAGUAUUUUCAAAAUGAUUUAUAUCACAUUAAAUCAAAUAAUAUGUCUCAAGUGUCUAAUAGACAUUCAGUCAUGGAUAAUCUAUCACACGACAAUUCUUUAGUACAGAUUGAUCAAUUAUCAUUUAUUCCCAAACAAACUAAUAAUUUUGUUAAUAAUCUGGGAAGUAACCAAGAUAUGAUUUUAGAAACCGGGAACAACCGUUUUCUUUUUUCAGAAAACGGUGGUAGCUAUAUUGAAGUAACCUUGAAAGAAAAUAACGUGUUAAAUAGUAAUGAAAAUGAAUUUUAUACGGUACCACAGUCUAGAUCUGUUCAAGAUAAUCAUAUUGCCCAGAAAAUAGUGUCUAUAGAUGAUUUAAGUUUAUUAUCAUCUCCAAAAUCACAUCAUAAUGUAGAGUUAUUAGUCAAUCAUGAAGAGUUAGUGGAUGAUAUAGACACUUGUGAUAUAGCAGUUGUUGAUGAAUCACAAAUUCCACUCAAUAGUAGUCAGUUAAAAGAUAGAAUCGAUGAAGGAUCUGAAAGUGUUUCACUUGAUGUUGAUCAUCAUCAACAUAGUUCAGGUUUUCAAAGAAUGUCAAAAGAAACAAUUGAAAAGAUAGCAGAAGAAUUCGUUAGACAACCACAAUGUAUUGAUGAAGAUAUAAGUAUUAAUUUUAUCAGUAGAAUUAAUCCAAAACCACCGGCUCCAAUAGAAUAUUGGUGUGAAGAUUGUAAUAAGCUAUAUCAAAAUGAAUCUAACUGUCCAAUACAUAAAGUUAAUAGCAUUAUCGAUCUAGCUGUACAAACUAGAGCUAGAGCAUCAUUACCUGCUACACAUUUAAGAAUUAUGAAAAUUAAAACUCAAGACAAUUUAAAUAAUAAGUUUGGAGUAUUUGCAAGGAAAACAAUUCAAAAACAUACCCAGUUUGGUCCAUUAGAAGGUGUUAAUAUCAAGGAUGAAGAUUGUGUUGAUGAGCCUAUCAAUGAUGAAUUUAAAUAUUUAUUGGAAGUAGAUAAACAAUUUAAACGAAUUGAUGUAUCAAAUGAAGAUAAAUCCAAUUGGAUGUGUUUUGUACAACCAGCAAAAACGAAACAAGAACAGAAUAUGAUUGUUGACCAAAUUGGAGAUUAUCUUUAUUUUACAACUACAAGAGCAAUUUACCAACGAGAAGAGUUACUCGUUGGCUAUAGUACAUUUUAUGCCCACAAACGAGGCCUACAUGUAUUACCUACAGAAAACAAUCAAGGCAUUUCUUCUCAUGUAAGAAAACCGUUUAAAUCGCUGAAAAUAUCGCAGGAGUUGUACAAACAGUCUGAUAAUUUUAGAAAUAACAUAACAAGCAAAGGAAAAAUGAUGAGAAUAUCAUCAACGAAUUGCAAGCAUAUGACAAUAAAAAGAAAAUUAUCCAAUCGAUUUGGAAAAAAUAAUGCACAAUGUAAUCUUUGCAUUAAUGCACAGAAUAAUUCUAAAAACAACAAUAGAAUGAAAUUAAGAUCGAACAAUAGUAUCAAAAAUAUUUGGAUAUGUGUAGCCUGUGAUUUGAAAUUCUCAAAACGCGAGACAAUUUUAAUACAUAGCAAAAUGCACGAAGAUGAGUUUGAUGUCGAACGAGUAACGCUAACCGAUACCAGUUGUCCUGAAUGUAAUUCUGAGUUUCAUCUAACUGAAGAUCUAAUUAAACACGUUUACAUACACAGUUUCACGGAUAAUCGAAUGGGCCUAGGUGGUACCAUUUACAACUGUUAUCAGUGCGAAAGAAGAUAUAGGAAUGCUAUUCAUCUAAAGGCACAUCAAGCAAAACACAAAGAAAAUGAUCUUAAGCCUUACAAAUGUAACAUGUGUGACAAGCGUUUUAUGAACACUGUCGUCUUAACGUGUCAUGUGCGCACUCAUUUUGAGGGUGUAAUUUACGACUGUCCCAUGUGCCGUUUGACGUUUGUCGAUUUGAAAUCAUUAAAGGGACACGUAUAUUCGCACGCGGUGAACAACAUCUUCUAUUGCCCGAUGUGCCCACUCCAAUUUAAUACUUAUAAAUUGAUCAGAAAGCACAUCAGAGCUCGGCAUCAUGGCAUUGAGUUUGGAUGCGAAUAUUGCAAUAGUUCGUUCAACAGUCGUUUCAAUCUCAAUUUACACAUGCUUAGUCAUUCGGAUCAAAGGGAUUUUUUGUGCACCAUGUGUGGUAAACAGUACAAGAGGAAAGACAAACUAAAAAUACAUAUGAACAAAGUUCAUUACUCCAAGAAAAAACCAUCGAAAACUCAAUUAAAAUUAGAUGCUAGAGCAGCGAGAAAAGCACAACAAAUUGAAUUAAAAACAACAAAAACAAUGUUGGAAUAUGAAGGUUCGGAGUUCAGGUGCGAUAAAUGUUUGGUGGGUUUUAAAAGAAGAGGCGUUUAUGUCAAUCAUUUAGUAUCGAGACACCCUGAAAUAAAUCUUGACUCUGUACCGUCACUCAACCAACCGGUGUUGCCUAAAGCUAAAAUGUACAUGUGUUUGUACUGUGAUAAAAUGUAUAAAACGAAUGCCAAGCGGAAAUCGCACAUACUUAAAAAUCACCCGGAUUGCGAACUUCCAGAAAAACCAACUGAUAAAACGGUCACUAUUGAUGACAGCCCCUCCAGUCAAGUGGAUUCUAGCACUGUUGCUACUGGGUCGUCCCAAGCGCACAGCUGCCAGUGGUGUUACAAACAAUACGUGCUAAGAAAUAAACUUUUAAGACACCAACGGGCUCAUCACUAUCACCUGUUGCCUCCGUCUCUACAAGAACCACAACCAUCAAAAAAAUUGGGGCAUAAAGUUAAAAAAAUAGAACAUCCUCCUCAAACAGUCAAUAUUCAGUUUACAGAUACGGACGGUUUCGAAUUAACUGCCACCGACAUACAGCUGGACAAUCCAAUCGAGCCGGGCAGCAUAAUAGCCAUCAAACGGCCCAUAAAAGAUAAUGCCGAGUACAUGUCGCAGGCCAUGCAAGACUUGGGCUUAAGCGCGGCCAAUGAUAGUUUGAACGAAGAACAGUACUACCGGAUAUUGGACACGCAAGGUGAUGUGGCUUACGCGCAGGCCAUUGAUCCGCCGGUCACUUUACUGACGUUUGACGGCCAGACCAUUCAACAGGUGCUGUCUUCGUGCAGCACGGCUACGGUACCGACUACUGACGGCUGCGCGACAACUACAUCGACCGAAAGCAGUUGCACGACAACGACUGAAGGUCUUCAGUAGUAAUAAUACCACCGCGACCACCGCCGCACGAUCGUGAUCGUCGUAUUAAUAGGUGCUUAUUAUGUCCAUGACUUUUAAGUGGUGGUUGUCGUACGUCAAAAACCGUACUUGCUUGCUCUAUAUUUUUUUUUUGUAGAGUGGAUUCGGUUUUGUUGAGACAAAAAUGUCCGCGUAUUGAUCGUUCAUGUUUCAGUCGAGUCAUACAUCGUUUUAAUAUAAUAUAAUUCCUCUCCUUUUCUUUUGAUAUAUUUAAUAUAAUUCUUUUAAUAGGGAUACAAUUUUAGCUUUGGUUGUUGACUGGAAGAACUUCCUUAUUGUUUCUUGUAACGUACCAAUUUACACUAGUGUUACCGACUUUCGGUCAGCCCGCAAGUCAAAUACGAAUAAUGGUGUCGACUUAAAUAAAAAUAAGUAUUACAUGAGUUUCGAACUAAAUGCGACAAACACUCGCUAAUAUGCAUACUUAAUAUAUGAUUUAUGUAUGUGUUUGUCCGUGUAUAGGUAUAAUGACGCAAUAAGAUGUUUCUCUUAUUUUUGAGAUUUUUGUCCGUACACAGAUACACACAUAAUUUUAUUUCGGCAACUAUCUUUGCCAUAGUGUAAUGUGCUACGAAUACGAUCACUGUAACGUUUUGAUUUCAUACUUGAAUAUGUUACAUUAGUCAGGCUUAUGUACAUCUACUAGUGUUUGCGGAUUUUAAAAAUAUUGUAUUUUAUAACAUAACCAUAAUAUAUGUGUUCCAAAUCACAAGUUCCUUGUUUAUAAUAAAUGUGUGAUAUUAUUGUUUUUAUUUUUACAUGCUUUCUCUUGCUUGCUCUGUUUUGAAAACAAAUCUAAGUCAUUGUUAUUUUGAAGUUUAUCUUUGCAUAAACAGUGAUUUAUAAUAGUUUCUCAAUUUUAUAUUAAAAUUGAAUGUAAAUAUUUUAAAUCUUCAUAAUAUUCCUACAGCUUUAUUUUUAUAACUUUAUACGAAAUCUAUUAACAGAUGGGGAAAUAUAACAGCUAAGAGUAUCAGGUAUAGUUAGGUAUAUCACCUUUAUGAAACUUGAUAAUAUUCAAUUUACUUUUUACCUAUAAUUUUCUUAAAGUUUAUCUUCUCCACAUUGACUAUCUAUUAAUUUAUAAUCUUAAAUAAUUAUCUAAUUAAGAUUAUUAAUAAAAUUAUUGACGUUGA
Rhopalosiphum maidis (corn leaf aphid) is the source of this 4944-nucleotide messenger RNA. RefSeq names its product PR domain zinc finger protein 10-like. Gene Ontology annotation, molecular function: protein binding. Bases 215 to 3769 code for a protein of 1184 amino acids. Lineage: Eukaryota; Metazoa; Arthropoda; Insecta; Hemiptera; Aphididae. Gene Ontology annotation, cellular component: nucleus. The transcript is spliced from 21 exons. The record is from RefSeq and is a predicted model, not a curated record.